Messenger RNA from Prunus armeniaca (apricot), 588 nucleotides. The record is from the annotation of a GenBank genome assembly. Lineage: Eukaryota; Viridiplantae; Streptophyta; Magnoliopsida; Rosales; Rosaceae.
AUGGCUGACCCUAGCCCAAAAUGGAGAGAGCACAGUUUUACCAACUGCUCUGAAUUGCCCUGGGAAUGUGUUGGCGAAACUUUAACCAUAGAAUAUGGGGAUGGGGAUGGAGAUUGGGUGAUUUUGAGUUGUAGGCCAGAUUUAGAUGUUGUUGACGGGUACAAUGAUCCUCCUCAUUAUUGUCAUUAUGAAUGGAAGUGUACUUUUAUAACCGUCCAUUUGAUGUCCAAGUACUACACAUUACUAACAUGUUUUGAACCUGAUCUGAAGAUUCUACAUGGUUACUUACCCCUUGGAGAUAAACAUUUACCUGUGCGUGGUGUAGAGUAUAAAUUGGUCCAUCGACAAGGUCGAGAAAUCUGCCUUAUUAUAUCCGUAGACAGAGGGGACGAGUUCGAGGACGGGAAGAUGGAGAGGAUGCAGACUUAUGUCAUGAUUUUCGAAUUUGAAAUUGAGAAGGGCAAACACACCUUAGCCUUCAAAAUCUUGCAUCCUGCUUCCAUGAUUAUAGACGACCAGUCAUCUAAAUCUAUAACCAAUAAAGUAGGCCUGGAGGUGUUGGAUCUCAGAACAAAUUUACAAGUUUAA